ACUUCUGACCAACCCUUCAUGUUGCUAGGGAACAACAGCUGUUUCAGUAAACAAAACCUCUGUUAACUUUCACGGAAAUUUCAGUUUCUUUAUGGUUCAAGCAUGCUUCUGAACUCACUGACAACCGAUGUUCUGUUCCCUAAAACUAAAAUCUGCUUUUUAAUCGCUGCACCUGUUUAUUCCAGUCAUACUCUAAUAAUGAGCACAAAACUUUUCAGUGAACUUAUAGGGUUAAAAUAAUAUCGGUAUGUACUUAAGUCUAUCGUCUUUAUGAUGAGGAGUAAGUUUUGAGGCGAGCCUCUGAAAAUGGAAUGCGUUAACAAUAAUAGAAAGUUAUCAGAUGUCGACUGUCGUCAUUAUCUGGCUAAAGACAGCAUUGAUCACGAUUUUUUCGACUUGGAUGAGCUUGAAAAAACCGUCAAUGACCUUUUCAAAAAUCGAGAGGUGAAUCCUGAUCAAAUAUCAAUGAUAGCGACUUGCUCGUCUGACAAUAUAAUAUGUGAUGAGGAUAAUGAUAUAGUGGUGGGUAGAAGAGACUUUCUCUACCCUGAUAAUACUGCUGAAAACUGCCAACUGGAGGAAGGAGGACAGUCGUCUGCUGGCUUGACGAAUUGCAUAGCAUUUGCUGACCCAGAUAUUGCGACAAACGGUGAUUUUGUCGAUAACCGAAGUGAAUCGACGUCAACGGAGACUCCCACUGGAGCAGGCGACAUGCUGGAAACUCUGGAGGAGGACACAUCAUUUCCAUGCAUCACUCCUAUCCCUUUGGAAAAUUCAGAUUUCACAGAGGUCACACCGUGUGCAUUCAUGUCCUGCCGGUCAACACCUGAUAUUCAAGAUAAGCUCUACUUCAGGAACUUCUCAGAGGCAGCGCUUGACGAGUCCAAAAUUUCAUUGUUGGUCGAUGCGUUAGGGGCCCUUAAACUGAGCCAUGAGUUCGAAGCCAGGAGCAGCGGACUACGGAGGCAGAGUCAACGGAGAAAAAAUCUUACAUUUUCGAACCAAGAGUUGAGCAGGAUUGAGAGAGAGAAUGAGAUAUUGCUGAAAAAAAUAACAGCACAAGCUAGACCUCGUAAGGUGCAGUUAAAUAUUUCUCCCAAGCCGAGAAAAACAGCCGCUUCUGUAAAUCGUCUUCAAAAACAACAAGAGAUAGAAAGGCAAAAUUAUAUCCUUUUUAAAAAAAUUCAAGCUGCAAAAUGCAGGAAAUACUCAUUGACAAAAGCUCGCUCAUGAACAAGGAAUUAUUCCUCUUUAGUAGGAUUUCUGCUGCUGCUCCUUCUUAGACUUUGGUGAAAAAUUCCUGCUCAAGGCCUCUGUGAAUGGCUUAAUUGCAGCCUGUGACUGGUAGAUUUAUCUUUGUUGACCUCAAAUGUUUCUUAACUUUUCACUGUAGUCCAAUUAUUAAAAAGUGUGGAGUGAACCAUUUCAAUAAUUAAAAAUUUGAUAUUUAUUUCAA
Messenger RNA from Bemisia tabaci, 1456 nucleotides. RefSeq lists its product as uncharacterized. The record is from RefSeq and is a predicted model, not a curated record. NCBI's taxonomy places the organism in Eukaryota, Metazoa, Arthropoda, Insecta, Hemiptera, Aleyrodidae.